GCCACACGCAUUCUCACUUACCAGCGGCGUUGCAACGUUCACAUGUCGCCAUCAAAGCCGUCCAAGAAAACAUGAUAAGAAUCACCUCAAAGCUAAAUAUCACCAUAUACACACGAAAUAUUCCAUCAACUUGUAUAUACACACACACAAAAAAAGGAGGAACGGCGCCAAUGAUAGUUACCCGAUUCUCCUAGCUGCUAGCUUUAGCUGCCUGUGGCAGGAAGCAUUCCAUAUCCAACGUACGUACAGGCACGCAGGUGUACACAUCAGUCCAUCCAACCCGUCCAUCUUGGCAGCUAGCUAGUAGUAAUAAUCUGAAGCUAGCUUGGUACAGCAACUAGUGAGAGUAGCUUAGAUUAGGUUAAGCUCUCUCGUAUGAAUCUUCGGUUGUUUAGGCCCACCAACACCAAUCCUUGGAAUGUUUUAGAUUCCCCUCUUCCACUUAGGCCCCCAAAUCACACACCACAGUCCGAUCCACCCGAUAAAGGACAACUACCACCAGCACACACGCAUUCUCACUCACCCUGCUGCCACCUUUCCCCUCCCCCAUUCCAUUCCUAGAGAGAGAAAGCAACGAGCAGGCAGGAGCUCUCUCUCUCUAUGAGUUUGCACAGUUCAUGUAGUAGCUACUACUAGCUAGGCUAUGGCUGAGCUGAGUAGGUAGUGGCAAGCUACUGUAUUGCAGUCUCUCUCACUCUCACUCGCACAAGCACACCUCUGUAUUUUGGCAGAUGAGGAUGUCCAGCCCGAGCCCCAGGUGCUGCUGCUGGACGUCGUGCGCCCCUAUUAAAGCCGCCAGGAGAAGCACGCACUCCCCCUCCACCCGCUCAUGCUCCUCGCUCGCCACCACCGCCGACUCCAGCCGCCGCCGCCGCUCCACCGCAGGCUCGCGCCGGUGAAGAAGCUCGAGCUUGUAACCGUCCAAGCUAUUGCUAUGCUCGGUUCACUCCAUCACUCCUCCUCCUCUGACACCGACAACAACAAUGACAACAAGAACGACAACAGCAGCGGCGUCCUCGCGACAGCGGCCGCGGCGGUGCCGUCCGCGAGGGACCUCGUCCUGGCCUGCGCCGACCUGCUGCAGCGCGGGGACCUCCAGGCGGCGCGCCGCGCCGCCGGGGUCCUGCUUUCCGCGGCGUCCCCACGCGCGGACGCGGCCGACCGGGUCGCCUACCACUUCGCGCGCGCGCUCGCGCUCCGGGCGGAUGCCAAGGCCGCCGCUGCCGGGCGCGGCGUUGUCCAGGGCUUGGUGGCCUCCGCCGCCGCGCGGCCGGCGUCUUCGGGCGCGUACCUCGCGUUCAACCAGAUCGCACCGUUCCUGCGGUUCGCUCAUCUGACGGCGAACCAGGCCAUCCUCGACGCCGUCGAGGGCGCGCGCCGCGUCCACAUCCUCGACCUCGACGCCGCGCACGGCGUGCAGUGGCCGCCACUCCUCCAGGCGAUCGCCGACCGCGCCGACCCGGCCGCGGGCCCGCCCGAGGUCCGCAUCACCGGCGCCGGCGCCGAUCGCGAGACGCUCCUCCGCACCGGCAGCCGCCUCCGUGCCUUCGCCCGCUCCAUCCAGCUCCCCUUCCACUUCACACCGCUCCUCCUCUCCUGCGCCGCCACCCACCAGAUCUCCGGCGCAAGCACCACCACGACCACUCCUAGCGCGGCCACGAGCCUGGAGUUGCACCCUGACGAGACGCUGGCCGUCAACUGCGUCAUGUUCUUGCACAAACUGGGCGGGCAGGACGAGCUCGCCGCCUUCUUGAAAUGGGUGAAGGCCAUGGCCCCCGCCGUGGUGACCAUCGCCGAGAGGGAGCCGAACAGCGGGGGCUUCGACCGCAUUGACGAGCUUCCCCGGCGGGUUGCGGUGGCCAUGGAUCACUACUCGGCCGUGUUCGACGCGCUCGAGGCUACUGUGCCGCCGGGGAGCCGGGAGCGGCUGGCGGUGGAGCAGGAGGUGCUCGGUUGGGAGAUCGAGGCGGCGCUGGGGCCUUCUGGCGGGAGAUGGUGGCGCGGGCUCGAGCGGUGGGGCGCCGCCGCGCGCUCCGCCGGAUUCGCGGCGCAGCCGCUCAGCGCGUUCGCCGUGUCGCAAGCGCGGCUGCUGCUGCGGCUGCACUACCCGUCGGAGGGCUACCUCGUGCAGGAAGCGCGCGGCGCGUGCUUCCUCGGGUGGCAGACGCGGCCGCUGCUGUCCGUGUCGUCGUGGCAGUAGCAGCCCACCACCGCCAUUGGCGCGUCUUCUGCUUGCUGCAUGCAUACAUUCAAUGCAUGCCGCCGGUGGCGACGACGAAGACCGCCUAGGGUUUGCUUGCUCACAGUCACUACCCCAUAUAUAGAGCGUAUAUAUGAGCAUUGCCUUUUGGUGCAAUAAUAUUGGUUGGUUGCAUUGUUACCCUGCUUGAUAAGAUCUCAUGCAUUGUGGUUUUGGAGGAUGAGUUUGUUGGGUUAAUUGCAAGGAGGAAACCCUAACCCUAGCUUGCUUCAUGAUUAAUAGUUGUUAAUCUUUAGCUGCUCCUGCUUGGAUCGAUGGUUGGUUGAUCACUGUUGGUUAAUUGAGGAGUUCAUAUGUAGCUUUGCAUGCAUGGGGAUGGCAUUAGAACAAGUGAAGAGCGUGACUUUUAAACUCGGUGAGGCUAGCUGCUACGGACCCGGAUCCUCUGCACUAAUAUGAAUUAAUGCAGAGGAUCACUUUCUGCAGUAAAAUGAGAGCUACAGUAUUGUACAUUAUCUGAUCACUGGUACUGUAGUAACAAUAAUCCGAUUAGUGCGUGUUUUGGUACUAUAGCAUAAUACUAUAACGGUAGAUCAGAUAUAUCCAUCGUGCAAUCAACGGCCCUGAUGGGAUCUAAUGUAUUUUUAUAGCUAGUAUAUUUCACUGUAGCGCAAUAUUGUAUUAGUACUGUACUGAUAGAUAUGAUACAUUUAUGCUGAAAUCAACAGCUCAAAUCAGGUCUAAUGCCAGUACUAACUGCAGAGGAUCCCCUCAGAUUGGGUCUAAUGCAAGUGAUAACUGCGGAGGAGCUCGAUCUACCUAGUACUAGAACCAACUAUGUUGAUUUCUCCUCUAUUUUUUUCUUCUUUGUUUGUUUCUCUCACUAAUUCAUGUUGGACAUUCUAUAUAUAGUUUCUAGGGAGAUUUUGUCUAUAUGUUGGAGACUAUAUUGCACUAGUAUUUGUUAAUUUUGAUG
Phragmites australis (common reed) is the source of this 3176-nucleotide messenger RNA. Its product is annotated as protein MONOCULM 1-like. The record is from RefSeq and is a predicted model, not a curated record. Gene Ontology annotation, biological process: meristem initiation; regulation of DNA-templated transcription. Gene Ontology annotation, molecular function: DNA-binding transcription factor activity; sequence-specific DNA binding. Lineage: Eukaryota; Viridiplantae; Streptophyta; Magnoliopsida; Poales; Poaceae. Gene Ontology annotation, cellular component: nucleus. The coding region runs from base 830 to 2200 and encodes 456 amino acids. The transcript has a single exon.